Molecule: messenger RNA, 2814 nt
Organism: Prorocentrum cordatum
Lineage: Eukaryota; Dinophyceae; Prorocentrales; Prorocentraceae
Source: the annotation of a GenBank genome assembly
CUCGAGGCGGCGACCACUCCCCCGGAGGCGCGCACUCCCCCAGGGCGCCGUGCCUCUAGGCCUCCUAGAUCGGGUCGGAGGCCCGCCCAUGGCAGCGCCCUCGCGGCCGGAGGGCCCGCCCAUGGCAGCGCCCGCGGGCCCGAGCCCCCCGCCUCCGCCUCGGAGCGGCGACCCCUGCGCGCCCCCCGGGGCCCAGGCCCCGGCCCCGGGCUUCGAGGGCCUCCUGCAGGAGGCCCUCGAGGCGCUGAGGCUCCAGCUGCUGGAGCGGCACCGGCAGGAACUCGAGGACCAGCGGCGCCAGGCCGAGGUCGGGAGGGGCGCCCGGAGGCAGUCCACGGCGGACUCCGAGGGCGACGUGUGCUGGCCCGACGCGGCGAGCUCUGGCAGUGGCGGGGCGCUCUCGCUGGUCGCCGCGGAGGAGGCCGAGAUCUCGUCGGUGCCGUCGGGGUACGACGGGCGGGCCCCCACGGCGCAGGCGCCAAGGCCGCACUACGUGAUCCUCGAGAGCUGGGUGAGCGCGGUGCCGGUCUCCCAGCUGGCCGCCGUGGGGUCCGGAGGAGAGCCGCUGCAGGCCCCGCUCGGGCGGAAGAACGCGAGCAUGAGCGGGCGAGCCCGGAAGACGGCAAGCUUGGGUCGGGCGCGGAGGACGGCGAGCAUCGAGCAUCGGGCAUCGGGGGCGUCAUCGGCGAAGGCGGACGAGGAGGAUGACCGAGAGAGCAAUUUUCUCGUCUUCGAGUCGCGGGGAUUUGUAUCCAGGUGGUUCAUGGUGCAUCCCGAUCGGUGGAGGCUGACUGUCUGGAACUGGUUGAGCCUGUGGAUGGUAUUUUACGACGUAACCACCGUGCCGCUUUACACAUUUUACACGUUUGGUCACCUUCCCAAUGAGAUCGUGUUGCUUGAUUGGUUGGCUCGAGUCUUCUGGACCCUUGACAUCCCUCUGUCCUUCACGACUGGCUUCUACAAGGAGGGCUAUAUAGAGAUGAGGCCCAAGGUCGUGGCGCGGGCGUAUGUUCGAUCGUGGCUUCCCUUCGACAUCUUGGUCGUCCUAUCAGAUUGGCUCGCCAUCGCAUUGGAGGACAACCUCACUCUCGCGGCGAUGCCAGUACUGAGGCUGUUGCGGUUCGUCCGCAUGUUCCGCCUUCUGAGGCUAAGUCGCCUCUCGCACAUGAUCAGCGAAAUAAUGUUGUUUGUUCCUGAAGGUUUCACGAUCGUCGUCAGGAUUGCGAAGUUCACCAUUAACCUGUGCAUCGGCAUUCAUGUCGUCGCAUGUAUGUGGUACGGCGUGGGCAGAAGCUCCAGCUCUGGAUGGGUUUCCCAGGAGCCACUCCUAGAGUCUUCGGUGCUCUCCGAGCAGUACAUAUUCUCUGUGCACUGGGUCAUCAGCCAGCUGCACGGCACGAGCUUUACUAGGCCGCAGACAUUCUUGGAGAUCUCUUUUCAGAGCUUGGUGCUCUUGGGUGCCCACGCCUUCGUCGCGGUGUUCGUCGCCUCCCUGACGCAGGCCAUGAUGGCCAUCACGGACACUCAGAGAGUUCAGAUGCAGCAGGUGUGCAGGCGAUACCUGCGCCGUCGGCACAUCUCCCCCGCGCUCUCGUACCAGGUGGCCGCGCACUUCGGGGGGUCCAGCCAGAGGAUGGGCCACAGCAGCGCUGAGGUCGAGGACAAGCUUGUGGAGUCCAUGCCGUUGGUGCUGCAGCUGCAGCUGUACGAGGAGGUGCGCAUGCCGCUGCUGAGGCUGGUGCCGCUGUUCAGGCGCGAGGGUCUGUCGAACCACCGGCUGCUGCGAGAGCUCUGCUGCAAGGCCAUAUCGGGAAUCUCGCUGGUAUCAGGCGAGCUGGUGUUCGGCCUCGGGGAUUCCUGCAAGCGGAUGAUUGUCGUCGAAUCCGGCUCAGGGGUCUACAUGAAGCUGAACGGUUCCAGCCUCUGCGUCCACGCGUUCGGGAAGACGCUGACGAACUACGUGAGGGAGGAGGCCGAGGAGUCCGACGUGAAGCACGUGGUGCGGCAGCGGGGACAGCACGUCAGCGAGGCCGCGCUGUGGACGCAGUGGGUCAACCGGGGGGAGUUCUUCUCGGAGGGGGACUGCACGAUGCUGGUUCUGGAUCACGGCGGCUUCGCCUCCAUCGUGAGCGCGUACGAGUCCGCCCGCAUCUUCGCCCUCAAGUACGCGAGCUGCUUCGUGGCCUGGCUGAACGACGUGGCCGGCACGAGUGUGGCGUCGGACGUGAUGGAGGCCCCGAGGAGAACCUCCUCGAGAGGUAUAUCGAGAAGGUGGCGGACGACAGCGCGCUCGUCUUCAUCUCGCAUUUCAAGGACAGAGGAGGCGGGCUCAGACGCAGCGCUCAUGGAGGAAGGAAUGCGCCGCAUCAUCAAAGCGAACCCUGUACACCCCUCCUUCAACAUGAAAAGGCCGAUCUUCCUCGAUUCCAACGAUCUCGUGGAGACCGACCACAUUCAGGGCAUCAUCCGGAGCAGCCACAACGUGGUGCUGCUCCUCACGGACAACGUGCUCACGAGGCCCUGGGUGCUAAUCGAGAUCGUGACCGCGCUGCAGGCAGGGGUGCCCGUCCACCUGGUUAUGAUCCACGCCCGGGCGUGGACUUUAAGUUCCCCAGCAAGAACUCCAUACGGCGCCUCUCCGAGGGCGUUGGCCUCAGCGCCAGCGCGCGGGCCGUCCUGGAGGCGGAGGGCAUCACCGCGGAGGACCUGAAGGUCCUUGGUAACGCCUUCCACCGCAUCGCCCUGCCGUUCUCCCCGCACAAGUCGGCCAACAUCCGAGAGGCGGAGCUGCUAGACAUCCUGAACCGCUGCGAG